Ficedula albicollis (Collared flycatcher) is the source of this 981-nucleotide messenger RNA. RefSeq lists its product as uncharacterized. The record is from RefSeq and is a predicted model, not a curated record. Bases 1 to 981 code for a protein of 326 amino acids. The transcript has 3 exons. Lineage: Eukaryota; Metazoa; Chordata; Aves; Passeriformes; Muscicapidae.
AUGGGGGAAAGACUCCGACGAAAUGACAGAAAACACAUGCUGGAAGAAAUAAAAAUAGACAAGAAAAAAAAUCGCGACAACAAAGAACAUCACGCCACACAAAUGUCGACAGAUUUUCCUUUGGCUUCCUUGGGUUUUACAUCGUCUCUUCCUCCGCCUCCGCCGCGGGAGGAGAUCCACCGCCGCGCCGCGAUGCUGGCCAAGCGCGCUGGCCGCGGCGGCACCGCCCGACCCACCGGCCGCCUCCUGCCCCGGCCCCGUCCGGUCCGCCGCUCCGCCCGUCUCUGCCUGUCCGCUCUCGGCGCCUGUCUGGAUCUCUCUCUGGCUCGCUGCUCUCUCCCUGUUCUCCGUCCUUUAUCUGCCGCGCUCCCGGUCUGUACUGUCUGUCUGCGAGUCUCUCCCUCUGCCUUUCUCUCCCCGCCCACGCAGCGUGGUGCGCCCCGGACCGCAGGCAGCGCCGCGCUCCGGCUCCGCGCUCGCUGCGCUCAGCGCCGCUGCUCCGGCUGCCGCUGCCCCGGCUGCCGCACAGGACUCGCCGGGCCCGGCGCCAUUUCGCUGCCCGCCCGCACCUCACCCGGCCCCGCGCGGCCCGGAGAUGCCCCGCCGGGUCGGUGUCUGUCUGUGGUGUGGGGUGGCUCUGUGUGUCUGUCCCGCUGUCUGCCCGCCUGCCCUCCCGUGUGGCUGUGGCGGGGGGUGUGGCUGUGGCUUCCCGCACGCCGACACCUCCAGUCAUAUUGUUUCCCCCCUCCCUUAAGACCUCCCCGUCAGCCCGCUCUCAGCCAGGAGCAGAGACAAAGCACCGGAGCGGGGCUAAUAACUGGAAAGCUCGUUAAUCCCCUUCGAUUCCUUGUUAUUUGCUCCCACCCACUCCCUGUCGGCCCCGCCACACGACCCCCAAGAAAAAUAAAGAGGGAAGGAAAUGGGCCAUCUUUAAGGACAUCUUUAAGUGAAAGGUCUAGGGAGGGCAGUUUUAAUUACUGA